CUAAUCAGCCAGAAGGCUCACCCCGGUGAGAAAUGUGUCCCAAUCCUGAAAGACAUUUUGCACUUGGCUUACCUACCUGGGCAGAAACCAUACUUGACUGGGGCAUGUGCAAACCUACGACAGCUUCAGAAGCAUUUCAGUGCAAAUAAAAGUGACAUGGAUAGGGCAUCAUUUGUAAAGAGUUGCAUAUUCCAUGUGUCAGGGCAUCCCUUCACCUGUAGGAAGGUUGGAAAGGACUUCCCAGCUACUUUGGGUCUUCUCCAGCACCAGAUCACUCCCACUUGUGAGAAACUCAACAAAAUCACCAAGUGUGGGGAGGCCUUUCAUGGUAGGAAAAGUCAUUACAAGUUGUGUGAAUGUGGGAAAGCUUCCAGCUACAAACAGAGUCUUGUUUACCACCCAAGUGUCUCUACUAGGAAAAGGGUUUAUGAGUCUAGCAAAUAUGGGAAAGCCUUGCGCUGUAAGUACUCACUUGUUCAGCUCCAGAGAGUCCACACUGGAGAAAGGCCUUACGAGUGCAGUGAAUGUGGAAAAUCGUUUAGGCAAAGAGCCACCCUCAUUAUACACCAGAGAGUUCACACUGGAGAAAGGCCUUAUAAAUGUGGCUAGUGUGGAAAAUCCUUUAGUCAGUGCUCCAAUCUUAUUGAACACUACAGAAUUCACAGUGGAGAAAGGCCUUAUGGGUGUGAGGAAUGUGGAAAAGCCUUUGGGUGCAAAUCCAAUCUUGUUCGGCACCAGAGAACCCACACUGGAGAAAAGCCUUAUGAGUGCAGUGAAUGUGGGAAAUUCUUUAGACAAAGCUUCACGCUUGUUCAACACCGGAGAAUUCACACCACAGCAAGGCCUUUUGUGUGUGUCCAGUGUGGGAAAUCCUUUAGCCAAAGAGCCACUCUCAUUAGACACCAGAGAGUUCACACUAGUGAAAGGCCUUAUGAGUGUGGGGCAUGUGGGAAAGCCUUUGGAUCCAAAUCCAAACUCGAUCGGCACAACAGAAGUCACACUGGAGAAAGGCCUUAUGAGUGUGGUGAAUGUGGGAAGUCUUUCAGACAAAGCUACAGCCUCGUUGAACACCAGCGAAUUCAUAGUAGAACAAGACCCUUUGAGUGUGGGCAGUGUGGGAAGUCCUUUAGCAGAAGAGCCAUCUUCACUAAACACCAGAGAAUUCACACUGGAGAAAGGGCUUAUAAAUGUGGCGAGUGUGGGAAAUCCUUUAGUAGAAGCACCAGCCUUAUUCAGCACUACAGUAUUCACACUGGGGCAAGGCCUUAUGAGUGUGGGCAGUGUGGAAAAUCCUUCAGGCAAAAGUCUGUCCUUAUUCAACACCAGGUAGUUCACACUGGAGAAAGGCCUUAUGAAUAUGGCGAAUGUUGGAAAUCCUUUAGCCAGCGCUCCAGCCUCAAUCUCCACCGAAAAUUUCACACCAGGGAGAGGCCCCAUGAACACAGGAAGUAUGGGAAAUACUUUACUCCAAACAGCUAACAUUGUUUAGUACCAGGAAGUCCACACUCUGAGAAAGGCCUUAGACCUCAAGGAAUUGCUGUCUCCUCAUUCAUUAUAAUAGCACUAGACAGCUUCUGUGAGGGAGCCGUCUGCCUUGAAAUUGAACCUCAUACCUCCCACUUUCCAGAGGGGUGAUAUUCCCAAUGAGUUCCAGGGACCUGUGAAGCUUACAGGAGCUACAGUCCAUGUUCUAAACUCCCCAGGGCCCUUGUCAGAGUUACAUCUCUGACAUUUUCUCUGGUAGAACCCACCUCACCUCUCCUGCCUUGCACAGUAUUUCAUUGGUCACCCUGAUGUGCUAACACACAAGGCAGAUGUCUGUGCUCUCUCCUUUUCCCUGGAGGAAAUCUUGAGUAGUCUGUGCCCUUACAUUUUCCUAUUUCCAGUUGAUUAAGUAUGAGUCUGACCCUUCAUCAAAAUUGUUGGUUUCACAUGACAUUUGUGGUUGAUAUUCCUGCCUCAAAGUCACCAACUGGUAAUUGCCUUGCCCCCUCCCCCCACCAUUGCUCUGGUUUGUGCAGCAAUAAAGGUCUUAUUGUUUAAUCUACCUUUAAUCUUGGGGGUUGUAUUCACUGUGGGGGGUGGGUGGAAAACAGAAUUGGCCUGUUUGUAUGAAGGGAUGGGUCCUCAGCCUCUUGUGCCUCAGCAGGGACAGUAUAAUGACAGGAGAAUAGUUUUCGUUCCAGUUUUAGCCUAAUUUGCAUUGCUCCCCAAGACCUCCUAGGAACUAAAAUAAUGCUUUGUGGUCCUAAUUUGGGACCUGGCAGUCUACAUAUUGUAUGACCACAGGUUACCUUGAGGAGGGGUCACUGAUUUUGGCAAGCUCCAGGGCCUUUGGGACUGCCAUGACUUUGUCUCAUAUUCCCAGAGGGUGUCCUAUAAUGCCCAGUACUGUUGAGGGGAAGCUUUUCACCGGGUUCUACAAAGGAACCAAGUGUCCUGAUGUUCAUAAUUCUGUGGACUGGUAUCCCUCCUCACACUACAGGAGCUGGGUUUCAACCAUACUUGGUAGUAAAAUCCUGGGUGGGAUUAAUAGUCAGUGGAAGAGCAUGCAGCAAAUUAAAUGGAGUGUGCCUCUUCUAAUGUGCAUCCAUAAAUCUUCCAGAGACUGUGGCUGUGAGGAAUCACAGACCCUCCAAAGGCUGUGUACCUCCUAUAGCUGAAUUCAUUGUCAGCAAACAAUCUAAAGGUUUUGUGAAUUCUCAUUGUCUUUCUGGACUGGUCAACUCAAGUCCAUUGCUGUAAAGGCAGGGAAAUGAGAACAGAGAAUGGAGAUCCUGUUGUCCAGGGAUGUGUCUUUUGUGGUCUAGCCAGUGGUCCUGUUGUCCCAGACUGCAGCGGCCUCCAUUGCUUGCCCAUAUUUCCAGCACUGAUUCAGGGCUGCCCUUCCUGAGGAAAGGGAAAAAAUAGAGUGGAGUCAAUAUUGAGUUGUUAAACUUUAUGGUUUCCAGAAAGAAGGGGAGGUCCAGAUUUUUUUUAUUUUGAACCAUUUGUUUUAGAAACUUUAUUGAGGCAUAAUUGACAUGCAGUAACCUAUACAUAUUUAAGGUGUAUAGUUUGAAAAUUUUUGCCAUAUGUAUAAACCCAUAAAACCAUCAGAAUCACGAUAAUGAACAUAACCAUGAUUUACCUCAUGCCCCUUUACAAUCUCUUGUUGCCCUUCCCAAGCCUACAGGAGUCCAGUGAUUUACUGCCUUCAACAAUAAAUUAGUUUGCAUUGUCUAGAAUUUUAGUUGAAUUGAAGCAUAAAAGUGUUUGCUCUUUUUUUUUGAUAUUUUUCAUACUGCCUAAUUAUUUUGAAAUUCAUCAAUGUUGCUUGUAUGAAUAGUUCAUUUUUUUACUGUUGAGUAGUAUUCUUGUCUAUGGAUAUGCUACUAUGUGUUUAUCCAUCCAUCUGCUAAUGGGCAGUUGGGUUGUUUCCAGUUUGG
Molecule: messenger RNA, 3428 nt
Organism: Lagenorhynchus albirostris (white-beaked dolphin)
Lineage: Eukaryota; Metazoa; Chordata; Mammalia; Artiodactyla; Delphinidae
Product: zinc finger protein 416-like
Exons: 1
Biological process (GO): regulation of transcription by RNA polymerase II
Molecular function (GO): RNA polymerase II cis-regulatory region sequence-specific DNA binding; DNA-binding transcription factor activity, RNA polymerase II-specific
Source: RefSeq, a predicted model, not a curated record